Molecule: messenger RNA, 6863 nt
Organism: Equus quagga
Lineage: Eukaryota; Metazoa; Chordata; Mammalia; Perissodactyla; Equidae
Gene: PRKG1
Product: protein kinase cGMP-dependent 1
Exons: 18
Coding region: 508-2523 (671 amino acids)
Biological process (GO): protein phosphorylation
Molecular function (GO): ATP binding; cGMP-dependent protein kinase activity
Source: RefSeq, a predicted model, not a curated record
GCUCCCCCCCAUCCCACCCCUUUCCUUUGGUACCAUAUAGCGUGGAAGAGUGAUUAUUGUGUGAUGGGGUAAGACCAGGCUCUCUGAUCCAACCCUCCCAGCUAGAAACUGGCUCUCAGUGGGGUGGCGCGCCCGCGCGUGUGUUGUGUUCUCACGGAGUGAUUGGGAAAGGGGGACGGGGGAGGGGGUCUCAGGGGAGGAAGGGCAGCUCUAAUUGGUUUCUCAAUGAAAGAUAAUCACCUAUUCCCGGGAGAGGCUAGGGAUUAGCACUCUGCCUCUCCUCUCCAUCGCUUUUAGACUUCUCAUCCUCCCCUCGGCGCUUUUAGCCCAUUCAGCAGAAGUGGAUCGAAGAAAGCGGCUCCUCGCGCCACAUUCGGGGCAGCACACUGCUGCGCUCGAGUACUUCGCGCCCCAUUCACUCCCUCGCUCCGCGCUCGCCUCCCCCGGCUGUUGUCCCAGCCGCCGCAGCCGCCCGAGAAAAAGUUUCGCGGAGGGGCUCAGGGAAAAAUGAGCGAGCUGGAGGAAGACUUUGCCAAGAUUCUCAUGCUCAAGGAAGAGAGGAUCAAAGAGCUGGAAAAGCGGCUGUCAGAGAAGGAGGAGGAAAUCCAGGAGCUGAAGAGGAAACUCCACAAAUGCCAGUCGGUGCUGCCGGUGCCCUCGACCCACAUCGGCCCCCGGACCACACGGGCGCAGGGCAUCUCGGCCGAGCCGCAGACGUACAGGUCCUUCCACGACCUCCGACAGGCAUUCCGGAAGUUCACCAAAUCCGAAAGGUCUAAGGAUCUCAUAAAGGAAGCCAUCCUUGACAAUGACUUUAUGAAGAACCUGGAGCUGUCGCAGAUCCAGGAGAUUGUGGAUUGUAUGUACCCGGUGGAGUACGGCAAAGACAGUUGCAUCAUCAAAGAAGGAGAUGUGGGAUCACUGGUGUAUGUCAUGGAAGAUGGUAAGGUUGAAGUUACAAAAGAAGGUGUGAAGCUAUGCACCAUGGGUCCAGGAAAAGUUUUUGGGGAGCUGGCUAUUCUUUACAACUGUACCCGGACAGCGACCGUGAAGACUCUUGUAAAUGUGAAACUCUGGGCCAUUGAUCGACAAUGUUUUCAAACAAUAAUGAUGAGGACAGGACUGAUCAAGCAUACCGAGUAUAUGGAAUUUUUAAAAAGCGUACCAACAUUCCAGAGCCUUCCUGAAGAAAUCCUCAGUAAGCUUGCUGACGUCCUUGAAGAGACCCACUAUGAAAAUGGGGAAUAUAUCAUCAGGCAAGGUGCCAGAGGGGACACCUUCUUUAUCAUCAGCAAAGGAAAGGUAAAUGUCACUCGUGAAGACUCACCGAGUGAAGACCCAGUGUUUCUUAGAACUCUAGGAAAAGGAGAUUGGUUUGGAGAGAAAGCUUUGCAAGGGGAAGAUGUGAGAACAGCAAAUGUAAUUGCUGCAGAAGCUGUAACCUGCCUUGUGAUCGACAGAGACUCUUUUAAGCAUUUGAUCGGAGGACUGGAUGAUGUUUCUAAUAAGGCAUAUGAGGAUGCAGAAGCUAAAGCAAAAUAUGAAGCUGAAGCUGCUUUCUUCGCCAACCUGAAGCUGUCUGAUUUCAACGUCAUUGAUACCCUCGGAGUUGGAGGUUUCGGACGAGUAGAACUGGUCCAGUUGAAAAGUGAAGAAUCCAAAACCUUUGCCAUGAAGAUUCUCAAGAAAUACCACAUUGUGAAUACAAGACAGCAGGAGCACAUCCGCUCGGAGAAGCAGAUCAUGCAGGGGGCCCAUUCCGACUUCAUAGUGAGACUAUACAGAACGUUUAAGGACAGCAAAUAUUUGUAUAUGUUGAUGGAAGUUUGCCUGGGUGGAGAGCUCUGGACCAUUCUCAGGGAUAGAGGUUCAUUUGAAGAUUCUACAACCAGAUUUUACACGGCAUGUGUGGUAGAAGCGUUUGCCUAUCUGCAUUCCAAAGGAAUCAUUUACAGGGACCUCAAGCCAGAAAAUCUCAUCCUAGAUCACCGAGGUUACACCAAACUGGUUGAUUUUGGCUUUGCAAAGAAAAUAGGAUUUGGAAAGAAAACAUGGACUUUUUGUGGGACUCCAGAGUAUGUAGCCCCAGAGAUCAUCCUGAACAAAGGCCAUGACAUUUCAGCCGACUAUUGGUCACUGGGAAUCCUAAUGUAUGAACUUCUGACUGGCAGCCCGCCUUUCUCAGGCCCAGAUCCUAUGAAGACCUAUAACAUCAUACUGAGGGGGAUUGAUAUGAUAGAGUUUCCAAAGAAGAUUGCCAAAAAUGCUGCUAAUUUAAUUAAAAAACUAUGCAGGGACAACCCGUCAGAAAGAUUAGGGAAUUUGAAAAAUGGAGUGAAAGACAUUCAAAAGCACAAGUGGUUUGAGGGCUUUAAUUGGGAAGGCUUAAGAAAAGGCACCUUGACGCCUCCGAUAAUACCAAGUGUUGCAUCACCCACAGACACAAGCAAUUUCGACAGUUUCCCUGAGGACAAUGACGAACCACCACCUGAUGACAACUCAGGAUGGGAUAUAGACUUCUAAUGUAUUUCUCUUACCUGCUUCUGCCUUGCUGAAGACAGCUUUUCCUGAGACUCAGCUGCCAGCAAACCUGAGGGAAAGAGAGAAGAUUCGUGCUCGGGGUCACCAUGAUGCCUUUGAUCGAUGCUGCUCCAGUAACUACAGUGGCAUUAGGACUUAUUGCUUAGAUGACAAUAGUGCUCUUUACAUGUUUUCUGUUUGAACCUAAAAAUAGCAGUUGACAUGGUGGUCCUGAAGCAAAGCCUUUCACCAGUAAAGAGAUGUUUUCUAUUGUUGCAAUGAUGUUGCUUUGCUCCGAUUAUAAUUUGAAAGACUGUAAGAAAUACUUCAAUCUAGUAAAAGAGUCUGUACCUUGCUAGAAUGAUCAAGAAGAUCAAAAAAUAAUAUAUUGGGUACGACAGAUUACUAUGGUACAAAAACUGGGCUCUUCCCUUUCUUCAAGUGAGGGUUGUAGGAUCGAUGACUGCAAGCCGGUGUAUAUACCGUAAAAAGAGGACCACACAUCUGUUGGUCACAGAGUUCAUGUCAAACCAGUGCUAGACGUUUCAUGAUUUUAUUUCCCAGCAGUGCUGAUGACGAGACUGAAUGUUACCUUUCCUUUCUGACAGAUUUUAAAAAUUGAUACGUUAAAAGCACAACUGCUAUAGGGGUUCUGCUGCGAACUCUCAUAGCAGGGACAUAUGCGUUUUCACAGAGGAUUGAAAAAAAUGACAUGCAUGAUAUUUGUUUGUUUCUUUUUGAUAAAUUGGCAUGACAGAGUGGGAAAAUAAGCAAUUCACAAACCAUUUCAUAUUUUUAAAAAUAUUGUGCUUAAAGAUGGUCCUGGAAAUAAAUGACUAGCAGCCAAUUGGUUUUUAUUUAUUAACUAACACGCCCUCAAACUGAGGCUUAAAAUAUUCCCUUUUAUAAAAAUAAACCCUUGGGGUGGGCGGUGGGGCGGGGUGGAGAGGGGUUAAGAUCCAUCCAAAAAACAACAAACUCUAUAGGUGCUAUGUAUAUCUUUCAUCUGUAAAUGUCAGUGUCUGAACAGACAACACAAAUUCUAACCAUUACAUGUGUAGCCAGAGACUGAAGCAUUUUCACUAAAUUUAUCAAAGCAACUCCUGUCAGAUUUCACUUACAACAUCGUCUAGGGUUAAGGGAGAAAGGAGAUUAAAAACCUAUUUGAACUAGCUUCUUGUCUUAGGCCUGAACCAAAAAUCAAAAACAAAAACAAAAAAAAAGAGAAAAAAUGAAAGCACAAAAUCAUUAGGAUAUUAAGAUUCAUCAGAUGAGAAACCUUAUUUAUGUGAGGUCAGGAAACAAGACAAGAACCUGGCCAGGUGUUGAUUGCUUUUUCGUGAAUGAUAUGAGUCCACAUGCAUGUGAAAAUAACAAGGGAGUAGAGAGGAAAACAGGAUUCUGAUUUCUUAAGAAUAAACUUUUGCUAAGUAGAACAGAAAUACUACAAUCCUGAAACAUCAUGCUAUCUAGCAAAGACUAGAUUUGAAAAUGUCAAACUGAUUUGCUUUUUUCACGUGGCAAAAACGAUCAGCAAUUUAAACUGAGUUCUUUGUUGACAGGCCAGUUGACUAUUAUUAGCUGUCAUAAGUAACAGAGCCAUUUGAUAGCUUUUCCUGGACAAAUAGCAUUAUACCUACUUAGACAAAUGCAUAACCUUACGAGUUGUCAUCCUGAUUUGGAACUGUGUGAAUUUGGUAUAUUAAAUAGAGAUUUGCUUUUUUCUAGUAAAGAGUCUUCUAAAAAGUCAAAUGUAAACAUUUCUGCAAAAAAAUGUCCACCUAGAACAUUAUACUGUAUCCAGGAAGGCACAUAUUAUGAUUUUUGUUUGAAUGUUUCAUACUAUUUUAGAAUAUAUCUUAUUAAAAUAUAAUAAUCUAAGAAACAUUGGGAGAACAAAAUUACUAAGCACAUAGUAUAUAUAAUUAGAAUAAAGUUAAAUUAAACCUUCGAUCCUAAGAUGUUUCAGUUAUUCUUGUGUUAUUGGAAUUUUCCCUCCCUUACAAACAAUUUCUCAAAAUCAGUCUAUUCCCCAAGAUAUCCAGUUUCUUCUGCAGAUUUUAGAAUAUGAAAUUAAACAUUUCAACCUAAAAUCCAGCUAUGAAUGCUAUUCAGAUGUUUUAUAUUGCUCUUAAUUGGGAUUUAAAAAUAUAUAAAUUCAACACUAUAGUCAAUGUUCAAUGAUUUUUGUUAAAAGAUAGAAUGGUGUAGGAAUGCUAAAGAUUUUCUAGAAUAUUAAAUUUAGCUAGUCAUUAAGGCAGAGAAUCUGCUCCUGCAACUUUGCAAAUAUCUCAAUAACCUCAGAGAUCAGCACUUACUGUGGAUUUUGGAAUUAUGGUUCAAGUCUAAGACAACCACAGGUACAAGUUCUAAGGAGAAUGAAGAAGUAGCAUUCAGCACAAUGUCACUGUAGGCUGUUUCUCCCACUUGUUACUGCAUCUUUGUUCAUUUCACCUGUGACAUUACAUUAGGAUGUCUAAAGCAAUCACCAAAAAAUAAAGGUGAACUACAUCUUCCAAGAAUUACUAACAGAAAACAUUCAUCUAAUUUUCAACAUUGAAUUUUAAGGAUUUAAAUCUUGUCUUAAUGAAGACACUAGGGCUAAAAUUCAUGGUCAGCUUCAUAAAGUGCAUCUCACUUUAUUUCUGAGUUUUUCAUGCCCCCUCUAUUUUUUUUUACACUAAAGGACAUCUGGGUAAGUUAGAAUAGUGCCAACUUGUUUGAUUUGUUAACUGACUUUCUUGUUAAUAUUUUGAGUAUGGGAAAUAAGGGCUUUCUGUGUGUCUCGACUCACAGGAAAACUGAAAACUGCCAAGAAAAGAAACAUCAUAAUAUUUGAGAUAGAUUAAAUACAUUAGAGAAAAUGAUUUCUGGAAAAUUGCUAUAGGUGAUUUUUGAGUUUGUACCUUCUUUGUUGUUAAUAUAUGAAUCAGAUCCAUGUGACAUUUCAAAUAAACUUAUUUUGAUUAUAUUCUUUAUAAGUCAUAAUUUUUUCUUAAAAUUAUGGGAUAUGCAUGUGAAUCACACAUGUAUAAUAUAAAUUCAACUAUUGAAUUUUUCUUGUUUCAUGUCUAAAGGACUGAACUGAUGGUGAAUUUAAAUUUAAAGAAGUCAGCUACCAUGUUGAAAAUAAGGAUAUUAGAACUGAUUUCAUACAGUAGAGGUGAUCUGUGCAUUAUCCAUAACAACAUUUUCUUUCACAAUAGGACCACAGACAAAUAUUUAUGUAAAUAGAUAUUUUUGUGUGAUAUUUUGUGGUACUUAUAACUUUUUUUAGUGUUUCACAGCAUUAUUAUUUCAUUUUAUUUGUAUUGAAUAAUGUUUUUAGGUCCAAGUAGACUUGAAUUAAUGUCAUAAUUGUCAGUAUUAUUGAAAUUAUGUCAACUGUACUGUUUUUCAUCUGUCCCAUAGUUUAGAACAUGACCCGGCUAUCUGGCAUUGUUGCAAGUGCCUUAAAUUCAUGGCAUCCUAUUAAAAAACAAAUUUGGUGUUAUGCUGCAUGACAAAGACAAACACACCUCAAAAUGUUGUCCUUUCUUAGCUUGCUGCGUUUUACAGUUCUUUCUGCUAACAAUUUAUAAGCCUUUAUUAUAUAAUAUUGAUGAAUUACAGAAAUGAUGAAGUUGUUCUCUUAUUUCUGUUAAAUGUACCAGAGCUGUGUAUCUGUUAAUGAGAUACAGCGUCAUUUCUGUGAAAUGUAUAAAUGUACGUGCAGGUCAAAUUAAUAUAUGACAUACUAUCAGUCUGUAUACAGGUAUUCCUGUUUUGCUAAGCUGUGCAGAUUCAGUUUAAAUAUUAGUGCAGUCAAGUUCUAACAUAUCUCAUUUUAUUGACUCCAUUAACAAUGGUCCAACUGAAAAGAAAAAUUGGAAAGUGACUGCUAACUACACCUUGUUAUGAAACCAAUGAUGAAAAAGAAUCUUGGUGCAGCACUCAACAAAACAGGAUGCUUUCUCUGAGUUCUUGUAUAUGCAAAUCAUGGAUGAGGCAAAUUUUCAACAGACCUAGAAAGCUAAAGAUUGAAAGUGUGUUGUUAGUCCUCUUCUCUAUCUGCCCCUGCGUCAACAGAGCUCUGGGACCUUGACGAUGACUCAGAGGUUUGGGCUUUCUGAGUAAAGGGACAUUUCUUUAAGCAUCAUCUAUCAAAUUUAUUUCAAUGUAUGAUGUUUUUACCAUUGGUCCGUUCUUUUGUAUUCUUACAGCUAUGGUUAUUUGAUUGUCCUCUUACAAUUUGUUCUACAUGAAAGAGUCCUUUGUUAGUCAGAAUGCAACAACUGUCAUCAAAUGGUCAUUGACCACUUGCACUCUUUUGAUGUAGAUUAAAAACUUUUUCAUAAACUUAA